Molecule: messenger RNA, 1020 nt
Organism: Notechis scutatus (mainland tiger snake)
Lineage: Eukaryota; Metazoa; Chordata; Lepidosauria; Squamata; Elapidae
Product: coiled-coil domain-containing protein 166-like
Source: RefSeq, a predicted model, not a curated record
AUGGCGCAACAGAAAACUAAGCUAAAAGUUAAGAAAAGUAUAGUCAAGCAGCAAAGCUCCUCUGAGCAAUUUUUCACCGAGAGAGAGCAACACCUGAAGAAGGAAUAUGCCACCCUGACAGAGUAUAUCAAGGACUAUUCAGAUCGGGUGGAUCACUUUCAAGAUGAAAAUGAACUCCUGGACAAGGAAGCCCAGGAGAUCCAAGAAAACAACAAAGCUUACCUCACCUACUUAGCCAAACGCACCCUCCUGUGCCAGAAUGCCAUCAUUACCUUAAAUGACCAGAACCGAUCAGAUCUGGCCUCUGUCCUGAAACAGAAGGAUGAGCUGACCUCUCAAUACAAAGACAGAGAGAAGGAGGUCAGGAGCCAGUUGAUUGAGAUGGAGACCAAGUAUUCCCUCAUGAACAAGGAGGUUGAUGAUCUGAGGCCCUUCAAGGAGCUGCAGUCUGACCAGCUUUCCCGUAUCUGGGAGCUGGAGAAAGAGCUGUUGGCCAUGAAAAUCCACCAUUCCGAGCAAAUGCACACUGUCAAGAACCAGUUCCUGCAAAAGAAGGCAGAAUAUGAAAUGGAGUCCCAGAAGAGGGUCCAAGCUUUGGCCAAAAAGGCUGAGAAAGAAGCCGUGCGCAGCCUCAUCCAACACACCAAGCAGAUAAAAGCUGAAAACGGGAGAUUGCGCAAUGAACUGCUGAACCUCAUCAAGAGAGCCCAGGGCCUAAAGGCCACUGUGCAUCAGCUCCAGGAGCAGAAAGAACAGCUUCUUCAGGAGCUCCAAUAUGGGGAAGAUUUGGCCCAUGUGCACAGCUGGCUAAGUCAGCAGAGGAGAGCCAGGGGCAGGACCAGAUUGCCUACCAGGACUCGGGUAUGCUUUCCUCUCCAGCUAUCCAUGAACAAAGGGCCAGAAUCUCUCACGAGUCUCCAAGGGCCAGCAAAGAAACAGUCAACAACACAGACACAGAGGACCCCGAGCGUGGGAGACACAAAGGCUCCCAUAGCACACACGGCACAAAGGCUCCCGUAG